Torulaspora delbrueckii is the source of this 1257-nucleotide messenger RNA. RefSeq names its product U6 snRNP complex subunit PRP24 (gene PRP24). The record is from RefSeq and is a predicted model, not a curated record. The transcript has a single exon. Gene Ontology annotation, molecular function: RNA binding. The coding region runs from base 1 to 1257 and encodes 418 amino acids. Gene Ontology annotation, cellular component: ribonucleoprotein complex. NCBI's taxonomy places the organism in Eukaryota, Fungi, Ascomycota, Saccharomycetes, Saccharomycetales, Saccharomycetaceae.
AUGAAAAGGCAUUUUCAUAGUGAAACGUUGCUGCCGAGCAAAAAAGCUGAUGGAAAAUCGACCACGUCGAGAGAAGUUAGUACGGUACUGGUGAAUAAUCUCCCGAAGAGCUAUAACCUGAUGAAAGUUCGUAAGGUGUUCUUCAAUUGUGGUGUCAUAAAUCAUAUAGAUGUGACAGAGUCUCUGGAUAAGACCUAUCGUUUGGCCAGAAUCGAGUUCCAAAGAUAUGAUGAAGCACUCACCGCAUUAACUAAGACUUUGAAGAAGAUUGGUCAAAAUGAAAUAACUGUUAAUUUAUUAGAAAAUUGUACAAUAUGGAUAACAAAUUUUCCUCCCAACUACACGCAACGUGAUAUUAAGAGUUUAUUUCUUGACCAUAAUGCGGUUGCGUUGAGUGUACGAUUCCCAUCGCUGCGAUACAAUUCGAACAGGCGAUUCGCCUAUGUUGAUGUCACCUCCACUGAGGAAGCGGAUCGUAUUACUGCUGAAUUGAACGACAAAGAAGUUGAAACUUACCGCUUGGUGGUCAAGAAAUCCAACCCCAUAGAAAAGAGUAAGCGAAGCGACUAUGGAGCCUCGGAAAGAAGAGAAAUUAUGAUACGACAGCUCGAUAUCACCAAAAUGAAUGAACAGUUUCUGCAGCAAGAGUUCUCUAAAUUUGGGGAGGUAGAGUCGAUAACAAUUCCUGCCAACCAAGAUCCAAGAUCGCGUACUGGUUACGCAUUCGUGACAUUUGCCGAGCAGUCAGCAGCACUUGACAGCUUAAAAGUGAAAGCUUUGAAUGAAAAAGAAGUAUCUGUCAAAUUGGCUGAUAGAAAAGCAUACAUUGAACGUCAGAAGGUAAAGGCGAUUAUGCAAGGUAAGAUGAAGAAUGAUAGAAUAAUUUCGCUAUUUCCUUUGAAAGAUAAUACCAGUAAGACUCAGAUAGAGGAGAUACUACUUGAAAAAACCAACUUGACUCAUGAUGAAUUAGAAGAGAUAUUGCUAGUUCCGGAUAAAGAAGGUGCUUUAAUUAUUCUGCGAGAUUCUAAACAGGCGGCCAGAUGCAGUAUGUCACUAAAUGGAUGUGAGUUCCAAAAAACUGUUCUUCGUUGCGGCGCGGUGUAUGAUCUACGCAAACAACAGACAGGAAAUGCUACUAGACCUGUCACUUUUGAAACCACAACUUCUUCUCAUCAAAAGUCUGAGCAAGACGCUGGAAGUCCCCGACCUAAGCUGUCUAAUGAGGAUUUCCGGAAAAUGUUCCUUCGAAAAUAG